Messenger RNA from Pectinophora gossypiella (pink bollworm), 3710 nucleotides. Its product is annotated as tripartite motif-containing protein 3-like. Lineage: Eukaryota; Metazoa; Arthropoda; Insecta; Lepidoptera; Gelechiidae. The transcript is spliced from 10 exons. The record is from RefSeq and is a predicted model, not a curated record. The coding region runs from base 107 to 2110 and encodes 667 amino acids. Gene Ontology annotation, molecular function: protein binding.
UUGGUAAUCUAAUCGGCCCUUGAAAAUCGGCGACUGUAAGAUAGCAGAAGUUAUUGUUGAUUAAGGUGUUUGAGCGCAGUAUACGACGGUCGGACAAGGUCUUACAAUGGCGGAGAAAUUGAAGAAAAAGCCGGGGUUGUCUUUUGUUUUGAAACGGUGGAGUGGGGAAAAGAGGGCUGAUGAGCCUAAGAGUCCAAAGACGCCGGCGACCGCUCCCGUGCAACCCACGCAGACACAUUUCCGGCCCAAUGCUGCCAGUUCCAGGGGUGCGCAAGCAGACCUGAAGACUAAAAGGUUAUCUGCAGGAGGUAUCAAAGAGUUGGUGCAAUGCUCGCUGUGUCUGGAGGUGAUGUACAAUCCCAAGAUGUUGCCGUGCCAACACACCUUCUGCAUGGCUUGCUUACUAGUCUACAUUACAGAUAAACCAAUAAUCGAAUGUCCUACAUGUAGAGUGAAGAUCCAAGUCAAGGGAGCUAAUUUCGUCAAAGAUUUACCUUCAAACCUAUAUAUAGACUCCUUGCUGGAGAUGUUUGGAGUGAAUGGUGAGAACAAGAGUGUGCCGGCGUCUCCCGGCACUCCGACAACACCGACACAACACGUGGAGUUGCAUGCUGGAGGAGUCAGGUGUUCGUACUGUAAGACCAUGUGUGAUAGUAGCGAUAUUUCGGCUUGCCAGCAUUGUAAAAUGAGUUUCUGUAGGUUGUGCUGGUCACAACAUUUAGAUGACUUAAGGACGCAAAUGGGGUCGAUUCUUAAACAACUCGACUCUGCUGCUGGAAGGCUUGAACACAAAAUCGAACACUUUAAGGAUCGUUGUGAACGUAUAGUAGAACAAAUAAACCUUGCCGCUGAUGAAAAAAUAAACGCAAUAAUUGAUACUAAGAACAGCCUGCUUCGGGAGGCUUCGAAUCUGCAGAAAAAUGGAGAUUUGUCUGCUUUAGCCUUGAGGAAUACUUUAGAUGACACCAAAGCAGUUGCAUCAAAAUCUAUGGCUAACAAAGAUGACAGUAAAGAUAAAGUACAGGUGACAACGUUCAUAAACCUACAUCAAAAUGCGUUGCAAAUUCUGUCGGAUGUGUCGAAAUGGGACGUGGAAAGAUUCGUGUUUGACAAAGAGAACUUCCGAAUAGAACAAGAUUCGUUGACACCCGUUGAUGCGGAGUCUGAUGAUCCGCUACCCGAGUGUGGCAGGCAGAAUGAACCGCUGGAGAGCGAAGACAGCUUGGUCCUUCAUUAUAGGUCCCGCAACUUCUUACCUCACUACGUGUGGCGUAAAACGUCUCGGCCCGGCGGGGUCGGCAUCGGGCCCUGGGACAACCAUCUCUACGUGUGCGGCAUGGACUCCCACUGCGUGCUUGUGGUGGAGCGCUCACAGGCUCGAAUCGUUUCGCGGCUCACCUAUGAGGAAAUGCUGUACCCAGUGCAUAUUGCCUUCAUGAAGAGCAGUGGGGAGAUUUAUGUUACUGAUAAAUGGAAGCACUGCGUCCACGUAUUCUCCAAGGAGGGGGGGUACCUAAGGUCUAUCGGUCAGAAGGGCAGCAGGCCCGGAAUGUUCCGUUCUCCAGAGGGCAUAGCAACUGAUAAGAACAACAAUCAUCUGUACGUUGUCGACACUGGCAAUGAUAGAGUGCAGAUUCUCCAACCCGACGGAAAAUACGUGGACCAAAUAGGAGUGGUGAACAAAAUGCAAGCAGUAAACACAUCUACUGUUUGGGAGAAUAAGGAGGUGUUGUGUACGGAACUGAACAACCCCACCGGCGUGGCGAUCACUGGAGAUCGCGUCGUGGUCCUCGAUAGUGGAAACCGCAGAGUAAAGAUCUACAAUAAACAGGACAAGAGCAAAAUAAUCGAAUUCGGCGCUGUAGGACCGAGAAAAGGGCAAUUCCGCCAGCCGGAAGUCCUUGCAGUUGACCCUAUGGGCUUCAUCCUCGUCGGUGAUUCUGGUAACUGCAGGGUGCAAGUGUUCAAGCCAAAUGGGCACUAUGUCCGCGCGUUCGGUAGAAUGGGCUCCGAGCCCGGCAAAUUCGGCUGGAUAUCUGGCAUCCACGUCACCAAACAACUCGACAUCAUCAUAAGUGACACCAAGAACCGCAGCGUCAGUUUUUUUUAGACGAUAACAUUGACCUCGUAUAUAAACAAAUAGACUACCAAUCUCUGUAAAUAGUGUCCGUGGAUCUUCUUGUCACUCACUACAAUAGGGUGUCAAGAUCGAAUUUAGUCGUAGUAGGCGUAAUGACGACAGACACUGUACAACAGAUAUUGCUCUUUAUUUUAACAGCCAUAAUAUAUUAAUUUGAGGAAACGAAUUUAUACUCUCUACAUAACCUAUACGUACGCAUUUACAAUACGUUUCGGACCCCUUUUUUUUAGAAAAAUUUCUUAGCGACUGAGUCUAUUUGUUUAUGGUAUGUCAGUGGACGAAAACACGACCUUACAACCCACCAGAGACAAGAAAAGAAGAAGCUUUUAUAACAAGAUUUAUUAAGGAAAAAAAUUCCAUAAAAAUAAUACAUCUAAACUAAAUAUAUCUUACAAAUUAUAGCACUGUGUUACAUAAUUAAAAGAUUACAAUAAAUCAAUAAGUAAAAUCAAUUUCGUUUUAGAUCUGAUAAAAUUUUCUUAUCAGUAAUAACCUCGUAACGCCGAAGCAUAAUUACGAUUUCGAAGUAAUAAACGACGGCGGUACCUUGAAAAGGACCAAAUUUUUGUAGUCGUAAAGGCCGAGCACUUCAAGUACAAAUUUUAAAGUGUUAGAGUUAUCCGAUCGGGUUUAAAUUAAGUGGAGACCUAUGUAAGGAUGAAUAGAAGACAUUUUUGAAAAAAAUACGUUUUUUUUUUAGUUCUUCCAGAAGGACUCCCGGUUUGAGUCACUACUUUUAGUAAAAUUUGAAAAAUAUUAUUAUUAUAAAGGGUUAUGUAUUUUUUCAUUAACAUACAUACCUAUUUGUACGUCAUAAAUAUGUGUAUAUACUUACAUAUUUAAAUAUAAAAUAAGUAACGAGUUUUAGUUUUUAUGAUGUAGUUUGUGAUUAGUCCCUCUCGAAGUACAUUAGGUUUAUAUUAUUAGGAAAAAAAAAUUCAUGGUGUCAGUUUAGAUCAUCAUUAGAAGGAAAAAGGAAAUAAAAUGAAGACGGUAGUUUUUUUUAAUCAUAAGAUCACGUAAGCAAGUCAGUCUAUAUCGGUAUGAUUUAAUCACAUAUAACAAUUUAAAAAACUUUUUGAAAAAUAUCCGGACAUGACACCUAAAGUCCCUUGCAAAGGACUAAAAAAGUUUGCUUUCAUAUUGCUAACGAUAUCGAUACAAAAUUGAUAAAAUAACUAUGUCAUGUUGUUGAUUAUUAUCUUACCUGCGAUUUCUGAAAAUAAUGUGUAUGAAAAACUACCAAAUUCGAUUAUUAACUUGAUUUUUUUUUUACCUCGUCGCCGUGUGCGCGCCAUCUUUACCAAUAAAAUGACAAAUUACGACAAGUGAUACAUAUUUCUUUUUUAUUAAAGCCACCUAUUCACGAAAUUGAAUGAACUAGUUCAUAGACAAAAUACUUUUUUUCUCAAUCGGCGCAAAGGUUUGAAUUAAAUUGACAGGCAAAGUUUUGGUACUUUUAAAAGUACCUUCGUUGAUUAUUAGAACAAACUAUUUCAAAACCUUCGGCCUUUAUGACUACAAUUAUUUGGUCCUUCUCAGAGGACCCCAGGGCUUACGAGGAUAAUAU